Messenger RNA from Doryrhamphus excisus (bluestripe pipefish), 1410 nucleotides. RefSeq names its product G protein pathway suppressor 2 (gene gps2). The record is from RefSeq and is a predicted model, not a curated record. Gene Ontology annotation, cellular component: transcription regulator complex. Gene Ontology annotation, biological process: regulation of transcription by RNA polymerase II. Lineage: Eukaryota; Metazoa; Chordata; Actinopteri; Syngnathiformes; Syngnathidae. Gene Ontology annotation, molecular function: transcription coregulator activity.
CACCUGCGAAGAAAGCUGCUGUCUACCGGAAGCGAAUCAACGCCAUCGUCGCCUAUAAAUAUUUACCGUUUGUCAGUCCGAACAGCCACAUUCGAGUUGGUCGGGGGGUGUUUAAAUCCUAACAGUAGUGGGAUUAACGUCACUUUAAAGGACACAGACAGCAUCAAAACUGGCCCCGCCACUACCCGUCACCAUGCCUGCCCUGCUGGAGAGACCAAAGCUGUCCAACGCGAUGGCACGAGCCCUCCACAAGCACAUCAUGAGGGAAAGGGAACGCAAAAGACAAGAGGAGGAAGAAGUGGACAAAAUGAUGGAGCAGAAGAUGAAGGAGGAGGAGGAGAGGAAGAGGACCAAAGAAAUUGAAGAGCGGAUGUCCUUGGAGGAGACCAAAGAACAGGUAAUGAAGAUGGGCGAGAAGCUUCAGGGUCUCCAAGAAGAGAAACAUCAGCUGUUCCUACAACUGAAGAAGGUUCUCCACGAGGAGGAGAAGAGACGCAGGAAGGAGCAGAGCGACAUCACCACGUUGACAUCAGCCAGCUACCAAGCCAGUCUCCCCAUGCACGCCGGCCAGCAUCUCCUCAGCAUCCAAGGCAGUCCAGUCAGCCAUAGUCGACCCGGUGCACUGCUUGGAGAACGGAGUAAACAACUUUUCCCAACCGCCGUUCUUCCCACUCGCCACUAUCAAACACCUGCCUUCAGUUCCGGCUCGGCGGAGCACGGGCAGUUCAGCGGGGCCCAAGGGGUCCAUGAGCCCUACGGGGUGACACAGGCCCAGCAUCCCGCCACCUAUGCCCCCGGACCAUCUGUACCCGUCAGCUUUGCCAACAACUCUCAGAUCAGGGGAGCAUCCGCAUUCCAGGCGAUGCAGUAUCUUCCCCACCAGCAGCCUGGCUACCCUGUCCACAGUCACUUCACAUCUCAGCCCGGCUACAUCCCAGGAGCAGGAAUCCCUCUCCAGAAGCAGUUGGAACACGCCAACCAGCAGUCAGGCUUUACCGACGCAGGUGCUCUGAGGCCCUUGCACCCCUCUACCAUUCACCCCUCGGCCCAAGGCUUGCUCCCAACGCCGUCCAUGGCCGUCCAGAUUCCCACUGCCAAGGCUUCAUUCCAGAGCUCGCCGCAAGCCACCCCUCGCCACGGCUUCCUCCCUCACGCGCCGAGUAGUCAGAGGUUCUAUCACCACGCCAAGUGACUCUUCCAUGCCUCCAUAUUUGUAUUUCUUUUCACCAAGUCCAUCUUCCAGUGUUUAUAUUCUAGUUCUUUGAAUUAAAAAACAACACAACACAACAAACUAGCCUUGGCUAACAUAAUCAUGGAUUAUUAUUAUUAUUAUAAUAUUAUCAUCUGCUUCUCUAGGCAUAAUAUCACAACUUUAUUCUACCUUGCUUAUUAAAAUGCUCAGCAACUCCA